AUGUCAGCAAAACACCCGAUCCUCACUCAAAGUGCACCCCCUCCUCUUCCUGGGAUCUAUUCACAAGCCAUUGUCGCCAAUGGAUUUGUCUACUGCUCGGGUUGCGUACCUAUGGACGCACAAACAGGCAAGAUCGUUGAUGGAGAUAUCACAGUGCAUACGCACCAAUGUAUCAAGAAUAUAAAGAAUAUUCUCGAAGCCGCAGGGUCGGACAUCGAAAAAGUCGUUAAGGUCAAUGUUUUCUUGUCCAACAUGGAUGAUUUCGCGGCAAUGAAUUCAGUCUACACGCUCUACUGGGGUGAUAUUAAGCCUGCCCGGACUUGUGUCGCUGUGAAGACAUUGCCCUUGAACACUGAUGUAGAGAUCGAAUGCGUGGCUGUUUUAUAG
Molecule: messenger RNA, 387 nt
Organism: Penicillium cataractarum
Lineage: Eukaryota; Fungi; Ascomycota; Eurotiomycetes; Eurotiales; Aspergillaceae
Product: putative L-PSP endoribonuclease family protein Brt1
Exons: 3
Coding region: 1-387 (128 amino acids)
Cellular component (GO): cytosol; mitochondrion
Molecular function (GO): deaminase activity
Source: RefSeq, a predicted model, not a curated record